CACGGCCAUGCUAUGCGGAUCGUAUCCUUGUAGAAGACGCAUUUGUUCGAGGGCGCGACACCAUUACACCCCGACAUGGCUUCGACCUCUUGUGCAGAGUAAACGAAAACCCACAAGACAGACUUGCAACGAAGCUGCAUGCUUAUAACGUUACCAUCAAAUGAUGGGUGAUUCAGUUGCUGAAGAAGUGAAGAAAUCGCAUGAAAUGUUUGCGGCUUCUACAAUGGAGCGUUUAGAUAAUCUAAAUUAUGACAGUUGGAUUAGUUGGAAAAUUAACAUCCAAUUAAUCCUCAGUUUACAUGAUUUGGACUUAGCUCUUAGGGAAGACAAACCUGCUGAGCCUAUGGAUACAAGCUCAGCUGAAGAAAAGGCGAAAUAUGCCAAAUGGGAGUCGAGUAAUUACUUAAGCCUUUUGCUUAUGAAGCUCAAUAUGGCUGAUCACAUUUAUUCAUUUUUGUCAUAUACAACUAAAUCUGACAAUGCUAAACAAAUUUUUGCUGCACUGAAAGACAUGAUAAUGAAUGAUGAAAGGAUUCGUGCCCCUUCCAUGUUAAAGGAGUUAGUGACAAUGAAGUAUGAUGGCCAAGGUGAUGUUUGCCAACACCUUAACAAAAUGGCUGGUCUUGCUAGUCGAUUGCGAGAUGUGGAUGUUGUUCUUCCUGAAUUUUUGAUUAAUCAACUAGCCCUUGAUUCUCUCCCUUCACAGUUUGGUCCUGUUCGAAUGGCAUAUAUUAUGCCAACGGAGAAAUGGGGAUUGAAUGAACUUAUAAGUAGAUGCAGAGACCAUGAGAAAUUAAUUUCUGUGCCUGGUAAAAGAGGGAGGACAGAAGAAAAUGGGAAUGGGAGUGGCAAUGGGAAGGAUAGUAAUUAUCAGCAAGGAAAUGGAGCAAAGAAAAGGAGGAAUGUUAAAUGUUUUUCUUGUGGGAAGAAGGGGCACUUGGCUAAGAAUUGUAGGCAAGCCUCCAAUUGAAUUAUGGGCUUAGAAUGAAGGGUUGGACUUGAUCUGAAUAAAAUGUCACUGAUUAUUUCUUUCGCUUUCGUAUUGAGGAUUAUCAAGUGUUUUGGACAUCAAAAGAAGGGGAAGUUCACUGUAUUAUCAUGUAAGGCUAGUACUAAGCAUCAAAAUUCAAUGUAUUGCUGCUUAGUUUCUACCUUGUUCCAUCUUCUAUAAUGGGAUUUAUAAGUUGAUAAUUUUGUGAUGAGUUUUGACUUGAGUCUGCCCAUUAUUGAAUAGUUUCAUGAAAUUUCAAGUGGAAGAUCAUGUUACUCAACUUGAUCCCAUGCUCUGAAAUUUGUCAUUAGGGGGAUGUAUGAUAUGUAUAUAAAGGGUAAAUUACAAGUUGGUCUUUGAGAUUUAUCAAAUUUCAUAAUUUAAUCCUUUUAUUUUCAAUUUAAAAUAAUUUAGGCUUUGAA
This is a messenger RNA of Hevea brasiliensis (rubber tree), 1413 nucleotides long. RefSeq names its product retrovirus-related Pol polyprotein from transposon TNT 1-94. Bases 161 to 970 code for a protein of 269 amino acids. Gene Ontology annotation, molecular function: zinc ion binding; nucleic acid binding. The transcript is spliced from 3 exons. The record is from RefSeq and is a predicted model, not a curated record. Lineage: Eukaryota; Viridiplantae; Streptophyta; Magnoliopsida; Malpighiales; Euphorbiaceae.